AUGCCUAGUGCCGUAUUAGGGCCGCGAACUCUCUACGACAAGGUCCUGCAAGACCAUAUCGUCGACGAGAGGGACGAUGGCACAAUCUUGCUUUAUAUUGAUCGCCACCUUGUGCAUGAAGUCACGUCUCCUCAAGCCUUCGAGGGCCUAAGAAAUGCCGGCCGAAAAGUCAGACGACCAGAUUGCACUCUCGCAACCACUGACCACAAUGUUCCCACCAGCCCCCGCACCAACUUGAAGGACAUCUCGAGUUUUAUUAAAGAUGCCGACUCUCGAACACAAUGUGUCACUUUGGAGGAAAACGUCCGAGACUUCAAGCUCACAUUCUUCGGACUGAACGACAAGAGGCAAGGGAUCGUGCACAUUAUCGGUCCCGAGCAAGGCUUCACCCUUCCUGGUACCACCCUUGUCUGCGGUGACAGUCACACCUCGACCCAUGGAGCAUUUGGCGCUCUCGCUUUCGGUAUCGGUACCAGCGAAGUCGAGCAUGUCCUUGCCACCCAGACCCUUAUCACGAAGCGCAGCAAGAAUAUGAAGAUCCAAGUCGAUGGCGAACUGGCCCCUGGUGUUAGCAGCAAAGACGUCAUCCUCCACGUUAUUGGCCUUAUCGGCACCGCGGGAGGUACUGGCUGUGUUGUCGAGUUCUGCGGAUCCUCCAUCAGGAGUCUCAGUAUGGAGGCAAGGAUGUCCAUCUGCAACAUGGCCAUCGAAGGUGGUGCAAGGGCCGGAAUGAUCGCCCCUGAUCAGACAACCUAUGAUUAUCUCAAGGGCCGCCCGCUUGCACCCAAGGCUGAUAGCCCCGACUGGAAGCGCGCAGUACAGUACUGGUCUUCCCUCAGUACUGAUGAUGGUGCCAAGUUCGACAAGGAGGUCUAUAUCAACGCAAAAGAUAUCGCCCCAACCGUCACCUGGGGUACUUCGCCUCAGGAUGUCAUCCCGAUCACCGGCGUUAUCCCCGGCCCAGAUGACUUCACUGACCCAAACAAAAAGGAGGCCUGCAAGCGCUCUCUGGAAUAUAUGGGCCUGACCGCUGGUACACCCGUGCAGGACGUUGUCCUGGACAAGAUCUUCAUCGGCAGCUGCACAAACGCCCGCAUUGAGGAUCUACGCGCUGUAGCAAAGGUCGUCAACGGCAAGCAUAUUGCAUCCAACAUUAAGCGCGCAAUGAUCGUUCCAGGAUCUGGUCUGGUCAAGAAGCAGGCCGAGGACGAAGGUCUCGACAAGAUCUUUAUCGAUGCUGGCUUCGAAUGGCGAGAGGCUGGUUGCUCAAUGUGUCUUGGCAUGAACCCCGACAUCCUCGCCCCUAAGGAGCGAUGCGCGUCCACAUCCAAUCGCAACUUUGAGGGUCGCCAGGGAGCCGGUAGCCGGACUCACCUGAUGUCACCAGUUAUGGCUGCGGCAUGCGCCCUUGUUGGCAAGCUUGCCGAUGUCAGAACUGUCGCCAGUGCUGCCCAUGUCUCCCCUGCCAAGGCGUCUCCCAAGAUCACGAUUGAGGACCCAACCUUGGACGACAUUCUCACCGACGACGAAGACUUGGACCGCAUCCUUGAUCAACCCGAGGACGGGGCAAAUGCCGGCGCUGAAACUGAUGUCCCAACCCCAUCCGGUGGCAUGGCCAAGUUCACGCAGCUCAGGGGUAUCGCAGCCCCCAUGGAGCGAACCAACGUCGACACGGAUGCUAUCAUCCCCAAACAGUUCUUGAAGACCAUCAAGCGGUCAGGUCUCGGCUCCGCCCUCUUCUACCAAUGGCGGUAUGACAGCGAGACCGGCGAGGAAAACCCCGACUUCGUUCUGAACAAGGAGCCCUACCGCAACGCCAAGAUCUUGGUUGUGACUGGCGCAAACUUUGGUUGCGGAUCAAGCCGUGAGCAUGCUCCGUGGGCAUUGCUUGACUUUGGCAUUCGCUGCAUUAUUGCUCCCUCUUUUGCGGACAUCCACGAAACAAAUCUUUACAAGAACGGCAUGCUUCCCCUCAUAAUGAAGCCAGAGGCACUCGAGAGGGUCGCUGUCGAGGCAAGGGCCGGCCGCGAGAUCGAGGUCGAUCUCCCCGCGCAAGUGGUCAAGACGGCGGAUGGUAAGGAGCUGGGCACGUUCGAGAUGGAGAGCUUCAGGAAACACUGCCUGGUCAACGGCCUCGACGACAUCGGCCUCACCACGCAGAUGGAGGACAAGAUCCGCGAUUUCGAGAGGCGGAGGACGCAGAACACCCCCUGGCUGGACGGUACCGGAUACCUCAAGAGGAAGGGGCCCGUCAUGGUGGAGGCCGCGCCGGUUCCCAAGACGAAUCGGGGAGAGGUCAAGAUGGAGCCGCUUGAGUGGUAA
Molecule: messenger RNA, 2322 nt
Organism: Phialemonium atrogriseum
Lineage: Eukaryota; Fungi; Ascomycota; Sordariomycetes; Cephalothecales; Cephalothecaceae
Product: 3-isopropylmalate dehydratase
Exons: 6
Coding region: 1-2322 (773 amino acids)
Biological process (GO): L-leucine biosynthetic process
Cellular component (GO): 3-isopropylmalate dehydratase complex
Molecular function (GO): 4 iron, 4 sulfur cluster binding; 3-isopropylmalate dehydratase activity
Source: RefSeq, a predicted model, not a curated record